Molecule: messenger RNA, 3909 nt
Organism: Hippocampus zosterae (dwarf seahorse)
Lineage: Eukaryota; Metazoa; Chordata; Actinopteri; Syngnathiformes; Syngnathidae
Gene: foxl1
Product: forkhead box L1
Exons: 1
Coding region: 155-1111 (318 amino acids)
Biological process (GO): regulation of transcription by RNA polymerase II; cell differentiation; anatomical structure morphogenesis
Molecular function (GO): DNA-binding transcription factor activity, RNA polymerase II-specific; RNA polymerase II cis-regulatory region sequence-specific DNA binding
Source: RefSeq, a predicted model, not a curated record
ACAAUUUAUGCCCCCGGGCCCCAAAAUCAACACAAACGGAGCAAAAGUACAACAAUGAUUGACAUUUAUUUAGUGGAGCACAAGCGAAACGAGUGAGCCUGAGAGAAGAGCUUCUCCUCCGGCGCUCAUUCCGGUGUGCUCGAUUCUUCGCACCAUGACGCUCUACCGCGGACGUGUGACGACAUUCGGCGUGCCACCCCCCGCUCUGAACUUCACCGGACCUCCGCUCAUCUACUUGUACGGAGGAGACGGCGGUGGCGCGGUGCCCGCCGCUUUGAGCCUCGUGUCGGCUAGCCACGACCCACCGCAGAAGCCGCCUUACAGUUACAUCGCGCUCAUCGCCAUGGCUAUUAAGAGCACGCCGGAGCAGCGCGCCACGCUGAGCGGCAUCUACCAGUUCAUCAUGGAUCGCUUCCCUUUUUACCACGAUAACAAGCAGGGCUGGCAGAACUCCAUUCGCCACAACCUCUCUCUUAACGAUUGCUUCAUCAAGGUGCCCAGGGAGAAGGGCCGACCCGGGAAAGGCAGCUACUGGACGCUGGACACCAAGUGCACCAACAUGUUUGAGAAUGGGAACUACCGGCGGAGGAAGAGAAAGGUCAAGUGUCAACAGGAGCGCACCAAAGGUACAUCACCAGCAUCGGAAAAGGACCGUCCCCGCUCAUCUUCCUUGGUGGUGGAGAUGACGCUGAAGCACGACGCGCAGGGAUCGGCGACGCGACACCACUCGGAACCGGUGCAACGGCAAUCCCGCCAAACACACAGACAGAAAGUGUGUCGUGCCGUGAAGCCGACCAGGAGGAAGCAAGAUCAGAGGCACAUUUCACCACCACGGGCACAUGGCGCACCCGGAAUCAGCUUGCAAAUUCCCGGUGACAAGUCCACAUCUCUUCCAAAAGCAGGUGUUCCGAGCAGAUGGACAGCUUUCAGCAUUGAAAACAUCCUAGCAAAAAGUGAAGGCGACCUGGGCCCGCAGCGCCAAAGUACAGGUGCUGCUCCAAACGUGUUUUCGGACGCUCGACAGCAUCACUUAUACGGAAUGGGAUUACCGUUUUGCUCUUGCUUGUCACUCCCUUGUCCGGAUAAAACUUUGCAUUACAAAUCAGAAUAAUGCCUCACAAAUGUCCAUUCUUAUUCACUCAAACUGUGUUUCUCUGACUUUUGGGGGCUAAGGCAUAUAUACAGUAUACAGUAUUUUUUCAACAACAACAACAAGAAAAGCUCAAGGUAAACUACCAAAUAAAAAUGUCACUAAAAUGGAGACAAGGAUUUAUCAGACAUUAUCCGAUCUAAGUGGAAGAGCAUUUAAUUUGUUUCUCUGGCAUAGAUAAGUUGAACAAACAUACAUUAUUAAAUCGUUUUUGGACCAAUGAAAUAAAAUGGAAUAAAUUUCCCACCGUGCAUCUGGUGAUCUGUUGUGGGACACCUGCCACAGCAGCCGAGCUCCGAAAUCACUGCAUGAUUGUGUACAUUCCAUGUUAGAUGCACAGCUGAUUAUUUGAAAACGCAUACCUUCUUCUAUAUCGCUCAGUUCACUGUUUAUUGGCUCUCGUAUAGUUUUCUCUUAAAUAAGAGAGCACGUUAUUAAGAAUGAGGUACCGUAGUGUACAUCGCUAAUUCAAACAUUUUGUGUAUAGCCUUUUGUAACCUGACGAGUGAGAUUUAUACGCUUGCAUGACUUUGUAUUUCCAUCUGCCUUGAAUUUCAUGUAGAAAAUAAAGAAAGGGUAGUUUGGUAAUCAAUGAACGUUUGUUCGAGGAGACCAUUUUUUUUUUAAACUGACAAAAAGUGGAAAUGCAGAAGUCAAAGGGCGACGAGGAUCAAGGGCCAACACUCCAAAACUUUCCCAACCCCUGGAAAUGUAGUUUUAUGUGUGGUCCAUUCAAAAUGAAAAUGUCAUUUAGAGUAAAGGAUAUUUUUCAACCAAAGUUUGGGGCCCCUCUAGGAUAGGCGCAUUAUAAAUAGAAUAGAAAAGGACAGAAUAGGAUUUAGUUGAAUAAAAAUAAAAUAAAAUAAAAAAAAAGGAGGGUAGGGAGAUCAAAAGCUGUAUUAGUAAAUAUGUAAUCUUUUCUUACAUUUCUAUCGAAAUAUGUGAUUGAAUGACCGAGGAUCACUGUAAGAGUGUGUUGAUCACCUGUUAGUUGUAGUCAGUGUUUUGUUUUGUUUUUAAAUAAUGAUACAAGUCAAGUCAAGAGUAUUUCUCGAGCACUUUCAAACAGCCAUCGCUGCAUACAAAGUGCUGUACGUGGAGCGAUUUAACAUGCAGAAUAAACAGUAAGACAAAUCGGUAAUAAAGGCGGUAGAAAGCACCAAGCAGUAAAAUCAAGAACAAAUCUUAAGUCAUGCUGAGUCCAACGCCAAAGAAUACAAGUGAGUUUUGAGGAGGGCUUUGAAGAUGGUCAUACAAAUGUAUGACGCAAUAGGACAAAGACGACGGACACUUUCUGUGAGCUAACAAAAACUCUGAAAACAAAAAAAAAAUGCCUUUCCUGAAACUUGAUCAUUUGGAAAAACAUGACCGAAAUACUAGAUUUGUUGCUUAAAAGUCUACCAAUGUCAAUAGUUUGAUUUGGGAUCCAUUCUUUGAAUUUCAACCCACUAGUAUGAAGUCUCUUGAGGUUUCCUGAAACUUGGUCACAAAUUAUGACAUGAAAAGCUUAACUGAAAUCACUUCAUUUUGAAGAAGAUCAAACAAGAUGGCGGCCGAGCCCUGUGAUUGAAUACUUUGGACCAAACCUCACUUUUAAAUGAUUUUCCGACAAUGUCUAAUUUAUUCCUCUCCGUCUGCUGUGAUGCGGACGUUGUAUCGGUCUGUCGUGGUGAAGAAGGAGCUGAGCCAAAGGGCGGAGCUCUCAAUUUACCGGUCGAUCUACGUUCCAACCCUCAUCUAUGGUCACGAGCUAUGGGUCGUGACCGAAAGAACGAGAUCCCGGAUACAAGCGGCCGAAAUGAGUUUUCUCCGCAGGGUGUCCGGGCUCUCCCUUAGAGAUAAGGUGAGAAGCUCGGUCAUCCGGGAGGGGCUCCGAGUCGAGCCGCUUCUCCUCCACAUCGAGAGGAGCCAGAUGAGGUGGCUUGGGCAUCUGAUUCGGAUGCCUCCUGAGCGCCUCCCCGGUGAGGUGUUCCGGUCAUGUCCCACCGGGAGGAGACCCCGAGGAAGACCCAGGACACGCUGGAGAGACUAUGUCACCCAGGUGGCCUGGGAACGCCUCGGGAUCCCCCGGGGAGAGCUGGAAGAAGUAGCUAGGGGAGAGGGAAGUCUGGGCUUCCCUGCUAAAGCUGUUGCCCCCGCGACCCGGCCCCGGAUAAGCGGUAGAAGAUGGAUGGAUGGGUGGAUGGGUCUAAUUUAUUGAAAUUCCAAAGCAUGUGGCAAAUAUAUCUCAACUCCCGCUGUAUUUAUGACACAUGCAUGAAAUCAGUGCAGUCAGAUGACCGCAUCGUUGCAAACAGAGAGUCGCUGUGUCUAAAUAUAGCUUGACAGGUCGGACACCCACUAGCCUGAGAACGCUUGGCCGUGCAGGACUAUGCAAAUCAGGAAUGUUUGUUGAAAUAAAUAAAUCUCCGCUCAUUUGAAGAUGGAACUCAAACAAUUGUACACAUUUCCUGUGUUGAUCGUGUCUUUUCUCCCUCUUUUUUUGGGGGGAAAUAAAACAUACAAAAAAAAAUGUCAGAGGAGAAAGAAAAAAUAAACAAGAUUGUAUCAAGAAUUGCAAUCCUCGCCGAUCAACAACACAAAUAUCCACUCGGCUGCAUUUUUGUCUUCUCUGAAGGCUCGGAUCAUGAAAGUACUUAAUAAAUGCGACAGUUAUCUGAUGGUGAGUGUUUGUCCUGUAAAUGAUCUUCAUGAGAAGCAGCACCGACAAAAUGUGAAUUGUCGUCUUAUUUGAUCUUACGACGUACAUAAGCAAAUUA